GAUCAUCCAGAGCAUCGAAUUGUCUUCAUCGAAUUGUCCCAUCUCACACGAUGCCUAGAGGACAGCCCAAGACGGCGGCCAUGGGCCAACACGGGCAGCAUCAGCUGCAGAUGACUCCUCAGCCGGCCCAACCUCAAAUGCAACAGCAAAUGCAGCAACAACAGCAACAAUUACACCAGUUCCACAAUUUCCAACCGCAAAACCCGCCGCCCCAGGGCCAAGCGGCCAGUUCAGCUAUCCAUCAACACCAGCAGGCUGGAUACACUCAGCAACAACUCCAACCUAUCCCGAACCAAAGUGCUACUGGCACUCAGCAAGGCCAACAGCAGCAACCACAGUCCCAGCAGCAGCAGCAACUUCAUGAUCAGCAAGCUCAGCAGGGCCAGCCCGGUCCGUCCGGCGGCCAAGGGCAACCACAGCCGGCCCGGCCCAACUUCCAAAUGGCUCUCCUGCCCCCUCCCCAGGACCGCUUGUAUCCCACCUUUGAAGCGCUCCAGACGGACCUCAAAGCCUUCACGCGGUCGCAGGGCUACGCCUGCGUGAUUGUGUCCUCGCUCAACCGGGACCCGGACGGCCACUACCGGAGGUACAACCUCUGCUGUUCCAAGGGCGGCAAGACGUACACCUCUCACAGCCGGGGGAUUCGACAAUCGCGGUCGACCAAGACGGGGUGUCCGAUGAAGAUGAAGGCCGUCCAGGAGAAAGCGUGGCCGUACGACGACAAGUGGCGCGUGGUCGUCCAGUGCGCCGAGCACAACCACGAACCCUUCACGGGCGAGCAGCCCGGCGUCAACGUCCCUGCUCAGUUCCGCAAGAUCGAGCAGGACGGCGCCCGUUGGCUCAAGAUCAUGCACCGCGACGCCCAGUGCACCCUUAGGCAGCUGACGAUUGGGAUUCGCAUCUCGUUCGGGGACAAGUACCAGUAUGUCAAGAAGAGCGAUGUGCGCAACAUGUUGGCCAAGAUCAAGAGGGAGGACGAACGGAAGGCGGCGGCCGAUGCGGCUGCUCAGGGUCUCCCAACCAACUUGCCGUAUACGCUCAUUCCGCCUGAGCAUCAGCCACCGCCGCUUCAGCCGACCAAUGUGGAAAUGAUGCCGCCGUUGCCGUCGGACUUACAGGUGCCGGACCCGGACUUGGAAUCGGAUGAUGAUGAUGCAGAGCCUUAGUUGAUGCCGCCGUUGCC
Molecule: messenger RNA, 1183 nt
Organism: Neurospora tetrasperma FGSC 2508
Lineage: Eukaryota; Fungi; Ascomycota; Sordariomycetes; Sordariales; Sordariaceae
Exons: 1
Coding region: 51-1166 (371 amino acids)
Source: RefSeq, a predicted model, not a curated record